Messenger RNA from Oncorhynchus tshawytscha (Chinook salmon), 6435 nucleotides. Its product is annotated as SH3GL interacting endocytic adaptor 1a. Gene Ontology annotation, cellular component: clathrin-coated vesicle; clathrin-coated pit; plasma membrane. Lineage: Eukaryota; Metazoa; Chordata; Actinopteri; Salmoniformes; Salmonidae. The record is from RefSeq and is a predicted model, not a curated record. The transcript has 28 exons. The coding region runs from base 441 to 3437 and encodes 998 amino acids. Gene Ontology annotation, biological process: clathrin coat assembly; synaptic vesicle endocytosis; clathrin-dependent endocytosis.
GAGAACAGUUUAAUGGUAUGUAAUGUAUAAUGGCAUAGGCUAAAUAAAACAAAGUAGACAUUCAUUUAGUAGCACCCUCUUGAAUUUACCCAUAUUCCACUACAUUCUAGAAAACGUUGUGUUUUAACGCCCAGAGAAUCCAGUGUAGCUCUACUGGAAAAGCCAGCCGACUUCACCACAACACAUGUCUCUGUGCUGCUUCACUCGUGACAAGUACAGCGACAUGUGCAUAUCAACUCUAAUGAUGCGGAGACACCGUCACUGAACUAACUACAUGGCAAUUCUGUCGAAUAAAUACCUAUUUUACACUGCAGAGAGAAGACGACGGACGCACAGACUCUCUGCCGUCCAUCUCUAUUUCCCAUCCCUUUGUCCUUCCAUCUCUCUGUCCCCCUGUGGAUAUUCCAGAUAUGUGACCUGCUCCAUGGAGUUUGCUGUAGAUGGCUGAGGAGCUGUGUACCGGCUGGUUUCGCAUUGUCGCAGGCUCCUUGGAGAUAGAGGAAUGCAAAUCUGCAAUCAUGAUGGAAGGAUUGAAAAAGCGUACCAGGAAGGCCUUCGGGAUACGGAAGAAAGAGAAGGGAGACAAGGACAAUGACUCAACGGGGUCCCCUGACAGAGAAGGGGGUGAUCCCCAAGAGAUUGAAUCGUCACAGAAGAAAGCCAAUGGUGCGGCUGUCAAUGGAUUCUCUGGAGAGAUCGACUGGGACAGAUAUAACACCCCUACGGUGGACGAUGAAGGUUACAGUCUCAGGCCAGACGAGGAGGAGGGGCCAGGAUCAGCUGGCCCCAAACCACCCAAGGAACACUUCUUCUCCUCCAGCGAGUCGGAGGGAGAGGAGGACCACCGUAAAAAGUUUAAGAUCAAGAUUAAACCAUUACCAGUGGAAAGUGCCAACUGUUUGGCCCCCUCAGUAGAUGAACUCAAAGCCUCCAUAGGCAACAUAGCUCUGUCUCCUUCUCCUCUGAGGAGUAGUCCGAGACGUAGCCCGGGGUUGAUGACAAAGGACUCUGGUGAAGAGAUACAGGUGGCUCGGCCAAGACGUCCUGCACCCAUUGAGGUCCCCACAUUGGCAGCCCCGGCGCUACAAGUUCCCAGAAGUAAGAGAGCCCCAGCAGUACCAGUACCAGAGAAGAAAGCAGCGCCAGUACCAGAGGACACUGCAGCCUUAUUUGGGCCUCCGCUGGAGACAGCCUUCGGAGAGCAGAAAACUGAAGUGGGUAUAUCUGAGCCAGUGGUGUGUGGCGUAUGGGGUGCUCCUCUACCUGAGUCUGAGUCACUGAGCCCAGACUUCUCUUUCACAAGACCCUUCCCUACAGGCACUCCGCCCCCGCUUCCGCCCAAGAAUGUCCCGACCUCCCCCCCACUGACUGGCUCCCCCUCUGCAGAUGCUGCUGGUUUGUCAAUAAAGGCAGAAGGCUCAGGGAGGAAGACCUCCGUCCCAAACCUGGAUAACAUUUUUGGCCCAGCGGAACCCCCUGCUUUUGGCGAGGAAUCUGUCGACAAGUGGAUCUGCUUCAGCGAGGAGGAAUCCACAGCCUCUGAUAAACCACCCCCUCCAAUGUCCCCACCCCCUCCAGAAGACCCCCCGCCCCUCCUGUACCCACCUCCCCUCUCCCUCUGGAUGACCCUGUCCCUGCCCCCCUCUCUCUCCCCUCUUCCCACCUCCCUCCCCCACAGGAAAAACCUGUCUCUCCAUUACCCACCUCCCCACCCCCUACAGAUGAACCAGUGCCCCCUACCCACUGUCCCACCCACACAGAAAGACCCUACACCCCCACCCUCACCACUUCCUCCAAAGGACCCUACACCACCCCCCACUCCCACACCCACUGUAGUCCCCACUCUCGACUUAACCUCCAGCAUCGCCCCUGCUCCCCUUGUCACCUCACCCACCAGCGUUGCACCUGUUCCCUCUGCAGUUCCCUCUUCUCCCAAAGCAAGCACACCUGUCUCCCCCACCAGCCCCCCUGCCCCUGUGGAGGCACACUCACGCACCAUUCCCCGGCCCCUUGUCUUGGCCACGGAGGAACGGAGGAGUCCUGAAGCAGCAGCUCUGCCUGUCCCACCUGCCCCUCCGAAAGAGGACCUCAGUGAAACAACCACCACCCUGUCACCCAAAGAUGCUGGCCAGGUUUCCCGUGUAGCGCCUCCCCCUCCUCCACCCCCUACAUACAGGGCAGUGGUGUCCUCACCAGGACCAACGACAGGGGGUACGGGUAGUGGAGCGUCCUCUCCGGCUCGACCUGCUACACCGUCAGCUCCAUCAGCUGUUGUCAGCAGCCCCACCCCACCCCCACCUCCGCCACGCCCUUCCUCACGACCCAAACUGCCUCCUGGGAAACCUAGCAUGGGGGACGUGAGCCGGCCUUUUAGUCCCCCGGUCAGUCACUCGUCCAGCCCCCCUCCAGUCGCCCCCCUGGCUCGGGCCGAGAGCACUUCCUCCAUCUCCUCCAACAACUCCUUGAGUGCAGCCACCACCCCCACCGUCGGUAAAGAUCUCACUGUCUCUGUGUCAGAGAAUGACCAGCCUUCCCUGGUUUGGUUUGACAGAGGAAAGUUUUAUUUAACCUUUGAAGGCUGCUCCAGGGGCCCCAGCCCUCUCACCAUGGGGGCCCAGGACACCCUUCCGGUGGCGGCAGCUUUUACUGAAACAGUCAAUGCCUUCUUCAAAGGAGCCGACCCCAACAAGUGUGUUGUGAAGAUCACAGGUGAGAUGGUGCUGUCGUUUCCAGCGGGGAUCACUCGGCACUUUGCCAAUAACCCGUCCCCUGCCGUGCUAACCUUCAGCAUAACCAACUACAGCCGGCUGGAGCAUGUGCUGCCUAACCCCCAGCUACUCUGUUGUGACACCGUCACAACACCCAACCCUGACUGCAAGAACUUCUGGGUGAACAUGCCAAACCUGAUGACCCAUCUAAAGAGGGUGGCUGAGCAGAAACCCCAGGCCACAUACUACAAUGUGGACAUGCUCAAGUACCAGGUAUCAGCGCAGGGCCUCGUUUCGACACCCCUGAACCUGGCAGCCAGUUGGCGGUGUGUGCCCACCAGCACGGACCUCCGAAUAGACUACAAAUACAACGGCAGCGCCAUGACAACACCCGUGGCUCUCAACAACGUCCAGUUCCUGAUCCACGUGGACGGAGGGGUCACCAAGCUACAGGCUGUGCUUCCCCCCGCCGCAUGGAACGCAGAGCAGCAGAGAAUCCUGUGGAAGAUUCCUGAUAUUUCCCAGAAAUCUGAAAAUGGAGGCGUUGGCUCAUUGUUGGCACGGUUCCAGCUGUCGGAGGGUCCCAGUAAGCCCUCUUCCCUGGCGGUCCAGUUCACCAGUGAGGGCAGCACUCUGUCAGGCUGUGAUAUAGAGCUGGCAGGGCCCGGGUACCGCUUCUCACUCGUCAAGAAGAGGUUCGCAGCAGGAAAAUACUUGGCAGACAACUGAUACUCCACCCUACUACUGCACAACACUACUGAACAAAUACACUGAACGUCAUCAUCUCAAUGGACUUCGACUAAUGGAAACCUACAACACCACCACCUCCCUACAGACCGACAUACAAACACUCCUUUCUAAACCCGCAAGAUAGACAGGCCCAGGCCACACCGCCUACUGUACCCAGCAGUAUUGUAUAACUUGCAUUUAGCGUUGUGGACAGUUUUAAAGGUGUAAUUAUUGUAUUUGUAAAAUGUAUUCAUUUCAGAACAUCUGUAUUGCUGCAGUUAUAGACAUCCAUCCCAGGUUUACCCUCUCUAAAGCUACAAGUCUCCCUCCCCUCUCCAAGAUGUGGUGAUGUUUAACCCUUAACGCAGCUGCCUAGCUAAUCAACCGCACCGCAACCACAAACCCACGGUUUCAAUGGUGAACAAAACACUAUUUAUUUUAGACGCAUUAACAAAGAUGUUAUGCUAAGAGAGGAUGAGGAUGCAUGUAAAAGAAGACUGCUUGGUUGUGUCAUUGCGUGAACUAUAAAUGAAUAGGCGCACCAUGAUGUUUCGCUCUCGCCAAAAUCUUUUCAAAAUAAGCCUAAUGUGCUUCCUUUUGGACUUAAGCUUUGUCGCCUGCCUUCCCGCCUUUGGGACGACUCCUCCCAAUGUUAGGGGCCGGAGACCUGAGCAUCUCGUCAUAAUAUACAGAUCUCUGGCUUAACAGAGAGGCUAGUUCUUCCUCAUGCUGCCUCUCGCAUGCCUGUGAUUGGACACAGUUAGAGCUAUCAUAGGAUUCUGGGUAAUGGAGUUUUUAUACUGUUAGCUUCAACAGUUGAUUUGUUAGCAUGCCCUCUACAAAGGCACAACAGGGGUCAAAGGACAUUGUUUAUUUGGAUGAUGUAAUUCACCACCACACUCCUCCUCUCCCUUCUUUGAAUGCACUGAUUUAAUACCCGGUUGAAGCAUUUACUCUCAUAAUUCUCCUGAGUCCUGAGUAGUUGGGCAGCUGCAAGAAUAAGUCAAUUCCUGGUUGCAAUAUAAAACAAAUAUAAGACGUUUCCCUUUAGAAAAACCUGUACAAAGUGUCAUUUUAAAUUGAUAAUAUAUAUCUUAAAGGGCGUUUUGGUGUUUUCCUUGUAUUGUCAAAGAGCCUUUGUUGUUCCUGAGACAGCAGUGGCAGACUUACUUCAGAGUACAUUACAGCAUUCUAUUUGUAUUUAUUGAUGAUAAUGAUUUAUUGUAUAAAGUAUGUGAUUCUGUAUAUGAAUAUAAUUUGAUGGUAUCACAAUUUAGAAUCCUUAAAGGUAUACAUAUUUGAAUGAUCUUUUUUGUUAUUUGUGUAGUUGGGUAACCUGUGUACAGUAUAAUGUAUAAGGUAUAAUUUUUUGAAUUUAUUUGAGAUAUAAUUUUUUAAAACACAAGUGCAACAGACAAUUUGAGGUAUAUAUGGGCAUUGGGUGGGAGGGAGUAUAAAAUGACAAGAAAAAAAACCAAGAUGAAUAACGACCUGGAUGUGUACGUCAUGCUUUAUGAAAGUUCUGACCAUGGAUCGUCAGUCAGCUUUUGACCAUUUUAGGCCCUAUUCCCAUUCACCGCGAUGCGUUCCUACCCACCUGAAACCCCCUGAAUGGAUAUUAUUCUGCAUCAAACAGCAUGACCACUCCCCUUCCAAUCAAACCAACCAGCGCUUGAAUCCAUGGCUUUAUUUUGCAUAAUGGUAACGGUCUCUGUGAGAUGACAUGGUGACGAGGUUUUUGGAGGGAGGUUAGAUGACCAAAACGCUUUUUUUGUAUUUAUGUGUGUGUACUCCAGACAGUCCUCUAUAAGAGCGAGAAAUAAGCUGAAUAUUUUUAAAACUGACACAAAAGAAAGACAGAAAAAAGAUAUUGUUUCAUGUGAAAAGCACUGUGCUGAUAAUGUUAUUAACUCCCUGAAUGCUCUGAUCUUCAACAUAGAGAACAAAAAUGUGUGUGAUGACAUUUAACUUAAGAGGUCUCCUCAUGUAGGCAUCGUAAAUAUGUUUAAAAAAAUAAUAUCUGUGCUUCAUGAAGCUACAUAGCACCAUCGAUUAUGCCGGUCAUAGAAGUGUCUUAGAGGGUGUUGCGCUGUGAUUACAUGUUGAUUGCAUGUGGUCUGAACAUAAAGCAGGCGUUUCUAUGUAAGGCAUUAAUGAAUGGUGUGGUGCAGCUCUCCAGACAGCAGUUGAGUAACAAGGGUUCAUGUGAAAGUUUUCCGGCAUGGAUAAUAUAAUGUACUUCUACAUACAUUUACGGUAUAGUCCUGAAGUCAAGUGCUCCACCAACCAACUCUAUGACCUGUUGUUUUGUUAAAUGUGAGAACUGAAGACCAGAGCAGAGAGUGUGUCUGUGUGUGGCGUGCUAAGCCAGACUGCUUUGGGUUCUGUACUCGUUCUCUAUCAAUCACCUGUGCAAGCUGUGUUUGUACAGACCAAUGUUAAGAGGAACUGAUGGGGAAACUUAGUUUGCUUCUUUCCAACCAAAAAAAAAACAACAAUAAAAGUUACGAGCUGGACACAUGUUGUAUGGAGCUCUCUUUUCUCUUUGCAACUCACAACGGAAGUGUUUCUCCCCUCUCGAAUGCAGUCUAUUCAAUAUGUCCUCCACCCAUUUUGACUUCUGAUGUGCGGCACAGCCCGUCGAGGUUGGCUGUAACUGCAUCGUCUUUUAAGCCUUCCUGCGAAUACGCAGCUGUUUAUGAUUGUGUGCUACGAGGGAUGUCAAACGGAGAUGUUACUGUAUCAUGAUUAGCCUUGUGGUUUAAUUCAAUGUCCUGUAUAUAUUUCUGUUUGCUUCGUUUAUAUUUCUAUGGAUAUAUUUGUUUUGUUUUUUCAUGAAUUUGUGUUAUCCAAUGCACAGGAUACUGAAUAUGCAAUUGUUUAAUGUAACGUACCGUACUAAUGACAUGUUAUAAACGUAUGCGGGAUGACCUACUAUGCUAUCAAGAUUUUCAAUCAUUGUCCGUUUUCUUGGAAAUAAAGUAGGCGUAUCAAUUUG